Messenger RNA from Fusarium sp. VM40, 1401 nucleotides. The record is from the annotation of a GenBank genome assembly. NCBI's taxonomy places the organism in Eukaryota, Fungi, Ascomycota, Sordariomycetes, Hypocreales, Nectriaceae.
AUGGCGCCAAUCGACCACGCCGCCGCCAAGGCCGAGAAGAAGUUGAAAAAGGAGAAGAAGCGAUCACGGGAAGAAGAUGCAGUUGCCGAUACCGAGCGAAAGCACAAAAAGUCAAAGAGCGUUGCUGCUUUAGAGGUUCCUGCGACUGAAGCCACUAGCGACUUGAAGGCCGAGAAGAAAAAGAAGAAGAGCAAGAAGGACAAGCACGCCGAAGAGGCUGAUGCGCAACAAGAGACCGAGACUGCUGCAGUAGACGAGCCUAAGCCAGAAAAGAAGCAUAAAAAGAAGAAGCAUCACGAUGUGGAAGAAGUUGCUGCGCCCGAGGAGGCAGACACCCCGGCUGUAGCGGACGGCGAGAAGAAGAAUAAGAGCAAGAAGAAGCAAAAAGACACCGAAGCGACAGAUAGUUCCGAACAGCACAAGAAGUCCAAGAAGGAUGCGACAGCUCCCGAACAAACUGCGGAAGACGCUUCGCCCGCCGAUGCUGAUGCUAUGGACAUUGACAUGCCACCCCCCGCCAAACCUUCAAAGUCUAGCUCCAACAUUUACCAACCGCCUGAUAUUCCUGCGAACCCUCAAUUCCCCUUCUUCAUCCAGACCGUGUCGCUUUACGAGCCACUCUUCCCCAUUGGCUGGGCGCAACCAGUUACCAACUGCCAGUACCAACAUCUGCAACACCUCCUGAAUAAGUACGUGCCUUCGCUGCGCGGUGUUCUUCUCGACUAUAAGAACGUCGCUUUUGGCGAACACCCCGGACGCAAUGGCGCAGCCACCGAUGAUGAGUCGCCGGCGACUGUCAUGGCCAAGGGUGAGGCCGCCGUUGGCUUUGGUUGGAUCACAGCCGAUGUCGAGCUUUUUGUACCAAGCCGUGGUGCCUGGAUGGAGGGCAGCGUCAACCUGCAGACCGAAGGACACAUUGGCGUUGUUUGCUUCGGCAAGUUCAACGCUUCGAUCGAGGCUCGUCGACUCCCCGCCGACUGGAAGUGGAUCCCCAAUGAGGCUCCGGAGGCGCAAGGCUUCGAAGAGACCGCCUCAGUCAUCACCGCUGAUGAUCAUGGUGUAGUCCGACAAGUCCACAGCACCGGCUUCUGGGCCGAUGGAAACGGCGACAAGGUUAAGGGCAAGAUUCGUUUCAGGAUACGCAACUUCGACGUUGGCACCAGCGGCGAGACCAGCUAUCUCAGCUUGGAGGGUACCAUGCUCGAUAAGAUGGGCGAGAAGGCUGUUGUGGCCGAGGAGGCAGAGACUGCCAAGAUGCGGAAGGGCAAGCGGGGCCAGAAGGUUCAGAGAAGACGCAUCCCCGAAUUUGCAAUGACGCGCUUCACUGUCGAUGAAGAGGAGCAGGCGGUGGAAAAUGAGGAGGAGAAGCGCGAGGUUCUGGCGCUACCUGAGGAUCAAUAA